AUGCGGGCCCCGCUGCUCGGGCAGGCUGCGGUGUUUGCGGCCCUGUUGGCGCUGAGCACCUGCUUGACAGGAUCUCAUCCGUGCCCUCGGAGUUUAGACUGUGCCCGGGCAGGACGCCACUUCUGCCAGCCGGGCAGCUCACACUGCGGCCCGUGCCUACACCCUCUGGUGGAGAACUCCCGGGGCCGCUGUGUGGUCAAGAGGAGACAUGCUCCUCACACUGCUCAGUCCAAUAAAGGAAAGGUGACCGCCUACCCUGAACUGGAUGAGGAGAUCGAUUUCCUGUCUGCCAUCAUCAGUGAACAGAGAACUGAGUCCAGGCUGCCCGCAGCUCCACACUUCCAGGAUGUCUCUCAAGCUAAGCAGCUCAGCGUGCCAAUAUCUACCACAGGGCAGCCCACGAGCCAGAGCAUCCAGUUCACCAGCGUGGCUCCACCCACCACCACCACAAACCACACCCCUGCAAUGCUCAGCGAUCCCAUCAUCCUUCCCUACCCCUCGAAUGACCAUAUCUUCCUCAUCAUGAGCAGUGUCUUCAUUGUUGCUGGUUCGCUGGCUUUGAUCGUAGCUGGAGCCUGUUGGGUCAGACUGCAGAAAGGUGUACGUCUAACUCAGAAGAUGGACUACCCUGUAUAUGGACUGAUGAGAGCCCAAACCUUUGACAGUCUGCCUGGGGACAAGAAGCUGGCCCACAGUGCCCAAAUGUACCACUACCAGCACCAGAAGCAGCAGAUGCUCUCCCUGGAGAAACACAGGGAUGACCCAAAGGUUCCUGACUCAGGAGCGUCGACAGACGAGGAGAACGAGGAAGGAGAUUUCACAGUGUACGAGUGUCCUGGAUUGGCACCUACAGGGGAAAUGGAGGUGAAGAACCCGCUCUUUGACGACUCCACCCUUUACUUUCAGAGGUUCCACAAGUAAACCUGGACAUUGAGAUGUUUCACACUCCAAAUGCAGCACUUGUGUGUACAAGUAGUUCAAUAUACACACAUACACAUACUCCACAUACACUCCUGUGCUCAGUCCAGCAUUUUAAUUGGCUGGGUAGAGAGUGUAAGGUUCAAUGGAGGAGGAAGAGGAUGAGGAGUGAGGUGUUCAUGGACGUUUAAAGGACAGGGCUGAUUUCUUGUUUGAUGCAGGAAUGAAUCUGGGACCAAAUUCUCCCAUUCUACAGCCAUCUGUUCUUUUUUAUGUCGUCACUCUUUUUUCAUAUUAUUGCUCACAAAACAACAAUCUGCUAAUAUGUAAGAACUCAAACUGACCUCUUUCAGGUAGUGGACAAGCAUAUUCAAUAUAAUAUCCUGUGUUAAUAGAGCAGAGUCCUGUACAAGGACAGCUUUCUGAUGCCACUGAGGUACCACUAAGUAUUUCUAUCAGUUCAUUGAUAGGUCUUCAUGGAUAACCAUGUUUAUGAAUGAGUAAAUAGUCCUUUAUUCAGUGAGUUCUAAUUGCAGGUUUUGGUGUCA
Chelmon rostratus (copperband butterflyfish) is the source of this 1466-nucleotide messenger RNA. It is a transcript of the gene npdc1b, whose product is annotated as neural proliferation, differentiation and control, 1b. Gene Ontology annotation, cellular component: membrane. Bases 1 to 921 code for a protein of 306 amino acids. The record is from RefSeq and is a predicted model, not a curated record. The transcript has 9 exons. NCBI's taxonomy places the organism in Eukaryota, Metazoa, Chordata, Actinopteri, Chaetodontiformes, Chaetodontidae.